CACCUACCUGUUGUAAACACUAGGUCAGUCGGUUCAGCCAGCGAUACGCAUCAUUUGGGAGAAGGUGUGCUCAGUCGAAGGUAGAGUCGUCUGAAUCAUGCAGAAACUCUUUUACCACUGGCUAAAAUAAAAAAUAAAAAAUUAAAUAACCCAGGUACUGACUGGCAGACAGACAUGGAUACCAAAAUUGCCGCUUUUCAAUUUCUUUGUUGUCCAUUCCUCAUUUCUCUUUGAGUUGAUACUCCACUGGCCUGCAUGAGCAAAGGACUAGGAGAACUUGUUAUCGUUGCUCUCAAAGCGAGGAAUUUACCUAAUCGAGCGAUUAUAGGCAAGCAAGAUCCCGUUGCUCGAUUCACGUUUGGAAAGCAUAGCGAAAAUACAAAGGCAGAUUAUCGCGGUGGCCAACACCCACUUUGGGAUGACCAGGUACGGUGUUUGAUGAGGCGCUGAAAACCCACAAAACUGCUCACCAGGACUAAUGCCUAUGUCAAUUGAAAAUAGGUCAACCUUCCAGUUGAACCUGGGCAUACCAAAUUAAAAGUACAGCUCUAUGAUGGAGAAGCACCUAAAGGGCUUUUGAUAUCGGAGACGCUACUUGAUGUAUCCAAUGUAUUGACUACAGGAGAACAUGACGGUACGACGAAUUUUUUCUUGGCAAGACAUGCAGAAACGAAAAAGAUUUAACAUCCGCGUUUUCA
Umbelopsis ramanniana AG is the source of this 698-nucleotide messenger RNA. RefSeq lists its product as uncharacterized. The coding region runs from base 256 to 450 and encodes 64 amino acids. Lineage: Eukaryota; Fungi; Mucoromycota; Umbelopsidomycetes; Umbelopsidales; Umbelopsidaceae. The transcript is spliced from 3 exons. The record is from RefSeq and is a predicted model, not a curated record.